AUCGAAACUCCCGCCAAUCCGCCCCAAACUCUCCCCUCCGCCGCCCGAACAGCUUCGCAAAUCCAUCUCAGUCACAAUGGCCGUCCGACCCAUCACUGGUAUGCUCCGACGAAACCUCGUCCUGGACCUCAGCAUCGCCCUCGGCACUGGCUUCGUCAUGGCCAACUUCUUCUGGUACGGCUUCCACGUGCCCCGAACCAACGCCCGCGACAACUUCUACAUCAAGCGCGAGGAGGAGCGGGCCGCUCAGAAGGACAACUAGAGAAAAGCGAACUAGGGCAUUUUCAGGGGCAAUGAGCAUGGUGUGCACUUAGAGCGAGGAGGAAACAACAGGCUCGUCAACGUUAUCCGUUUGUCGUGUAGCUGGGGUAGAGAGCAGCAGCAGAAUACCAAGGCUUCAUCUGAAACGGUCGCCGGACAAUCUGUAGUUAUAGGCAAGGGCAACCGAGUCGACAUGUGCUUUG
Fusarium vanettenii 77-13-4 is the source of this 464-nucleotide messenger RNA. RefSeq lists its product as uncharacterized. The transcript is spliced from 4 exons. The record is from RefSeq and is a predicted model, not a curated record. Gene Ontology annotation, biological process: mitochondrial electron transport, cytochrome c to oxygen. Bases 77 to 262 code for a protein of 61 amino acids. Lineage: Eukaryota; Fungi; Ascomycota; Sordariomycetes; Hypocreales; Nectriaceae.